Messenger RNA from Pelmatolapia mariae (spotted tilapia), 3376 nucleotides. RefSeq lists its product as uncharacterized. The transcript is spliced from 3 exons. Gene Ontology annotation, molecular function: GTP binding. NCBI's taxonomy places the organism in Eukaryota, Metazoa, Chordata, Actinopteri, Cichliformes, Cichlidae. The record is from RefSeq and is a predicted model, not a curated record. Bases 118 to 1773 code for a protein of 551 amino acids.
CACAGAGCUUCCUGAUGCUAGCAACACAGUAACCCUUCAAACCUAACCUGUCGCUAGCGUUUUUAAUCCAGAGAACAGACUGCACUGACAUCUCAUACCUGGAUCUCAACAGUCACCAUGGAAACGACAAGUGAUAGCUCCUUAAAACACAAGGAUAUCAUUACCAAUAGUGUUCUGAUCCAAUCAGGAACUCCUGCUGUCUACCAGCUGAGACCAAAGAAAGAGAAGUUUGGAACUCUGACAAGAAUCACUGUUGGGGAAAAAAAUCCAAACACGAUAAAUAAAACCAUCUUACUUGUGGGUGAAACAGGAACAGGAAAAUCUACUCUGAUCAACGCUCUGAUCAACUACAACAUGCGAGUGAAGUGGGAGGAUGAAAUCUGGUUUCAGAUUGUAGAGGAGAAGGAAAAAAGUCAGACAGAAAGUCAGACAGAAGAUGUGAUCGUGUACGAGAUCUUUGGUUUUGAAGAUGAGACUGUGCCCUACUCUCUGACCAUCAUCGAUACUCCUGGAUAUGGAGACACAAGAGGGAUUGAACAUGAUGUCAUUGUUAGUGAAAGAUUAUUGGAUUUAUUUCGAUCAGAUGAUGGUGUUCAAGAAGUUCAUGCAGUGGGUCUGGUAAUGAAGGCGAGUGAUAAUCGACUGAGUGACAGACUGGGUUACAUCUUUAAUUCAGUGACGUCUCUGUUUGGAAAAAACUUGGAGAAAAACAUUGUAGCUCUCAUCACACACUCAGAUGGUGUAACACCUGAAAAUGCUCUUGAAGCUCUUGAAGCUGCAAAAAUUAAAUGUGCCAAAAAUGAGAAUGAACCUGUUUACUUCAUGUUCAAUAACCAACAAAAAAAAGACAGAACAAAGAAAAAUAAGAAGGGCUUGGAAAUGGCAUGGAGUGUAUCAGAGGAAGGCAUUAGUGAAUUUUCAAAUUUUUUAAUAAAUAUUACACCACAGAAACUGAUGACAACUGUUGAAGUGUUAAAUGAACGCAUCAGACUGACAGCCUGCAUCCAAAACCUGCAAGAGAGGAUCGAGUUUAUUGAACUGAAACAGGCACAAAUCACACAGAUUAAAGACGAUCUGAAGAAACAUGAAGAGGAGAUGAAGACAAAUAAGAACUUCACUAUAAAAUUUAAUGAGGCCUACAAAGUUGAAGAAGCUAUUGAAGUUGGGUGGUGGUGCUUGAUGGGUGGCUAUGCAGCAGCCGUCAGCUGCAGCAAAUGUAAGGAGAACUGUCACUAUCCUGGAUGCACAUUGGCCUGGUAUCCUGAACACUGUGAGGUGAUGAAGAAGAAAAAUGGAACAUUGUGCUGCACUGUUUGUACCAACAAGUGUCCUGCAUCAGAUCACGUGAAAGAAAGGAAGAUCUAUGUGACCAAAAGUAGACCUGCUGAGAUGACUAAGGACGAAAUGAAAAAUAAAUAUGAAGAGAAUAAAACAGAAAGUGAGAAAAAGUCAACCCUUCUGGAAAAUCUAGAAAAGCAAAUGAACCAACUGACAGCAGAGAAGUCACAGUGGCUGGAUGAAUCCUACCAACAUGUUGUCAAUUUGCAACAAAUCGCCUUGAAUGUUUUUUCUCUGUCCACUGUUAUACACUUGGACUUGAUGAUUGAGAAGAUGAGGGAAAAAGGAGACAUAGGGAAGGUCCAAAAACUGGAGGAGAUGAGAAGCAGAGUGGAUGAAGGAACCACAGCAGCUCUGCAGUAUCUACCUGCAGCUAUGAAAAAAUUUGGAAAAAAAAUAUGGAACAAGAUGACAAACAAUCAGACAGCUCUGUAGAAAUCAACUCAAAUCACAAAUAUUGUCAUGACAUGACUGUAUUUCUGAAAAAAGAAAUGCUUGAAGUGGUUUUUCACUUACUUAUUUAGUCAAUUAUCAUUUAAACGUAUCAGUGACUCUUUUAUUGUUAAUUGGCUGCACGAUGAUGAGACCAACAAUGGAUGACAAUUUGACAAUUUUACUAAAUGAUGUGAUGGGUCCUGUGUUCAAUUAAACAUAUCCCAAGACAAAAUUCUUGGUCACAGAAUUUAGAAAACAUACACAUAGUCAUGCUCAUUAAGGGUCAUUGUAUAAAGAUCUUGGAACAAUGAUUGACUGAAAACUGAACAAUGAAGCAAACUGUGAUUUUAAAUUUAAAAAAAGGGCACCAGUAUUUUUCAUGUUUAAGGAAACAUUCUUAUUUCCAUACUGACAAAAUCAUGAUGAUUUUAUUUUUCUGUGCUUUUUACCAUGGUGUCAUGAUUUGGAUAUUUAUAUAUAAAGAACAGAAGCUUGCUCAAUCAAACCGUUAAAUGGCCCAGCAGGCUGAUUGGUAAGCCACACCUUGACCCAUUAUUCCUGUACACCAGGUAGUUAGAGCAGUUCAUGAUUUAAGCCUUUGUAUAGUAACUUUUAGUUUCUUCCUUGUAGAUGUUGGUGUGGGGUAUCAAAGUGCAGAAAACAGCUCUUUUGCAACAGAAUCAGCCUGGGCGCAAAUACGUCCCACAUGAUGCUCUGUGGCUUCUCUGUUAAUACUUACGUUUUACCUUCAUUAUACUUGUCUGGCUUAUUUUAUGUUAUUUUAAAGAAUGUUCAUUGAGAAUAGAUGACUUACUGCAGACCAAAUCAACCAACAGUUAUAAAGAAAGCAACAAGGUUUGCAUAUAAUCUCUUGAAUCUUGGGACAAAAAUAAUAAUUUUAUUUUGUUACUGUGUUUAAUGCAUGGCUAUUGUUAAGGUUCAAAAUAUUGGGAAGAGAUGCAGGAGGAAAUGCAAGUAACCACAAUGUUCCAAGAGGUGAAGUCAAACAAUGAUUUUAAUGAACAAGCGUGGGAGAAUGAGCUGACCCUGUGCGCAGACAGCAUCAAAAUCUCAUCCCCAAAACUUCAGAACACAGUUUUAUGCAUCGGGGUAUUAGAACGCCCCCUCAAGCGUUAGAAAAACACAAUACAAGCAUACGUCAAAUCAAAACCACAAACAUUCAGUUAACUUUUGACACAUUUUAAAAGAACAUUUGCUUACAUCUUCUUCCAGGUGCUGUCCCUGCAACCACAGCUCUAGCAUAGCUGUUAGACAUCCUGCACUUGCAUCAAACCGUCAUGUACACAGACAUAAAAACUGCAACCCUAGCAAAACAUACUUAAACUUUCACCUACAAAAUGAACUCACUACUGUAUGUGUGUGUGGGGGGGGGGGUGUGUGUGUUACCCUCGCUUUGCACCUUCUUUGACCUCUCUGCUUAUGCAACCAGGCCGAGGCCUUCCUCAUGUGUGUAACAAUCUUGACUUCUAUGUAAAAUGUAUAAGAAUGCAAAAUGUAAAAAUGCAUUAAGCAAAUGUUUCAAUCUAAUACCACUGCUUAAAACUAAAAUAAAUAAAAGGUAUACAUGAAUAAAAUAAUAAAG